UACAAAGAACACCCGACAAACCCCAACGUGCCACUAGCUGUUUCCAUCGCAACUGUCAACAGUUUUGGUUGUUUGAUAUGUAUAGGAUUCCUGGCCUUUAAUAUCAUAUUUCGACAUAAAUGGUCAAUACGCAUGUCUUCACCCCAUGUGAACAGUGUCAUCCUGAUUGGCUGCCUGUGCAUGUAUGUGGUAGUUUACGUGAGUACAGUGGAAUACCUGCAACGGUACGAGGACGGGACGAAAGGGUCUGUAUGUAUGGCUAAGACAUGGCUUAUUGCUAUUGGAUAUACAUUGAUGUUUGGUGGAAUGUUUGCGAAGACAUACAGAGUGUAUAUCAUAUUUAAGAACACCACGGUGAAGAGAAAGCCUAUCAAAGACCAUCACCUUUUCAUCGUGGUCGGAAUCCUUCUAAUCAUCGACUUCAUUAUCCUUAUUCCCUGGACAACAGUAUUCCCAUUCAGCAGCGAAAAACAGAUUAAAAUGAUGGAUACACUGGAUAAUAACCUGAUUGAUGCCGAGGUUAUAGUGUAUUGCCACAACACCAAGCAGGUGUACUGGUUCAUAACGAUGUACGUAUACAAAGGAUUGCUCCUCGCCUUUGGUACGUUUCUUGCCUGGGAAACGCGCAACGUGACAGUAGAAGAGCUGAACGACUCGAGGAACAUUGGCGCGUGCAUCUACAGCGUCGUUGUCGUCUGCCUGAUCGGUGUACCCCUUCAGCAUAUCCUGCCUACAGACCAGAUAAACCCGGCCUACGUCUUGGAGACCUGUAUUUUGUUGUUCAGCACUACGACUUGCGCUUGUGUUAUUUUCCUACCGAAGAUUCAUAAUCGCAACAAGGUGCGAGAAAGAAUGUUGACGAAACCAGCGACGGCACUUAGCACUAAAAACUGUGCAUGUUCCGGGCAUCCGUCAAAUCUGAAUGUAGUAUUACCGGGAACCAGCAUGGAUUCAUCACACAUGUAGAAAGCGGCAAAACGUUUCAACAAAUUCAAAUCGAGAUUCAAUUUUCAACUAACAUUCGAUGGAUCUUCAGUAUCAAGACAGAUAAUUGAUGAUUCGUCGUUUAUCUCAUUCCAAAUGAUGGUCUAUUUCUCCUGUUAAGAAAUCCACUAUAAACUAUAUAUUCCAAGUAUUUUUGGCAAUAAAUUAAUCAAAUUGACAUGUGAAUGCCUUUGGAUUGACAUAUCAAUUUUUUUUAAGUUACCAAAACAAU
Molecule: messenger RNA, 1216 nt
Organism: Dreissena polymorpha
Lineage: Eukaryota; Metazoa; Mollusca; Bivalvia; Myida; Dreissenidae
Product: gamma-aminobutyric acid type B receptor subunit 2-like
Exons: 6
Coding region: 133-966 (277 amino acids)
Biological process (GO): gamma-aminobutyric acid signaling pathway; G protein-coupled receptor signaling pathway
Cellular component (GO): membrane; G protein-coupled receptor heterodimeric complex
Molecular function (GO): G protein-coupled GABA receptor activity
Source: RefSeq, a predicted model, not a curated record